This is a messenger RNA of Ctenocephalides felis (cat flea), 1802 nucleotides long. RefSeq lists its product as uncharacterized. The transcript is spliced from 4 exons. The record is from RefSeq and is a predicted model, not a curated record. The coding region runs from base 69 to 1505 and encodes 478 amino acids. NCBI's taxonomy places the organism in Eukaryota, Metazoa, Arthropoda, Insecta, Siphonaptera, Pulicidae.
UUGGACAAAUACCCAGCACUAUUUUAUAUAUAAUUAAUAGAUUUAGGAAUCUACAAAAACCUGGUAUAAUGAGUGAAGAAAUAUCUGUUUGCAGCAGGGAACAUUCCAUAAAAAUAAGUAAUAUGCAUAAUCAUGAUGUCGUUAGUAAUUCUGUUAUAUUACUAAGAGGUACUGUAAGAAAUACUAGCACAUGCAAUAAUAGCAUUAUUAUUAACCAUUAUCACAAUGGAGAAAUCAUACAAACGUUUAUGUGCAAUGUCCACAAUUCUGUCUUCAAAUGUCUAGUACAACUGAAAUUAUCAAUAAACCAUUUUGAACUUAAAUAUUGCAGCAACACCAUUAACUGCAAUGUAGACUAUAAAGUGAUCAGUACUGUUCAUACUGUGGCACCGGUUUUAAUUAUAUGUGACAACCACGAUGGCACUAUUUCUGCUCCAGAUGAAUAUUCAAAAUCUUUAGAAAGCAGUCGCAGCAGAUUGAUGCUUGCUGUACAAUUGAUGCAAUAUUUCUUUGCUGAAAAAGUUUAUGAGUACACAAAUGCACACAAAACUUUUAACAUCGAAUACGAAGACGAUUUACCUAAAAUUUAUGUCCACAAAAGCAAGUUAGAUGUAAAUCUUGCAAAUGAAAUGAACGAAAUAGAAUUAUGGCAAUAUUUUGCAAAAGAACUCAUGAUGUCGAAACUGUCCUCGCCGAAACGCAAGUUUUUAGCUGUAAUCACAAACACUGAGUACAAAAGUAGUGAUGCGACAAGUUUGUGCUAUGAUGAUAUUAAAAAACUGACCAAUUGCUAUGCAAGUGUGGGUAAAGGGAAUCUAGCUUUAUUUGGAAAUCCUUUCUUUUACACCUGGCCUGUGGAAAUAAGUGAAGUACAAAAUCGUUUUCAGGACAACGUGCUAGAGUCCUUUAUUACCCAAAACAAAGAAGUUGAUCCUGUGAUAAAAACCAUUGGAGGUUGUUACUCGUUCAGUUUUGGGGCUGCUCUUCAUGAACUUGCUCAUAUAUUUGAUUUGGGGCAUACUCAAUAUGGUUUAAUGGGUCGUGAAUAUUUUAACAUAGAUAAAGUGUUCAGUUUUGGACGAUACGACUUGAAUCCACAAGCUCCUUACAGUGAUUUAAAUACAAGUAAUGAUGAUAAUAAAAGCAUGAGCUGUAAUAGGAAGUCCUUCACAGUUUUUAAAAAGCCAGUAAAGCCUCAAGUUACUCAAUUUGCAAAGAUAGACAAAGGUUGUGCCUACAUUCUAUUUCUCCAUAAAUGGUUUAACAAUCAUGCUGAAACCAAAGAAGCCUUUAGUUAUGACUUCAGUUCAAAUGAGCUCUUUACUGCUAAUUGUUUAGGUGUAGUACAACUUAGACAAUUAGAGAGCGAACUUGUUGCAUAUAGUUUCUUGGCUGAUUCUGAAACAUACAAAUGGGUGAGGCCUGCUGAAUUUCGUAAUAAAUCAAUGUAUUUAUUAGCGAUAGACGUAUUUGGUAAUACUUUUAAUUGUAUUACCACAAGAUGAGUGAGAAUUAACACUCGAUGAAACAAAGGGUAACUUGUUAAUUAUGAGCAGAUGGAGUAAUAAUAUUUUAUACACCAUAAAUUAAGGAAUCACUUUGUGUUGGCUGUGAAGAUUGAAAGGAUUAAAAAUGCUGAUGAGCUAAAGAAGAUUUUUUCAAUUAAAAAAGGGAAAAUGAUAACAAAUUAUUGAGAUAUUUGAAUUCUAGUCAAUAUAAUAAAUAUGUUUUAUACCAAUUGCAAUGUUUAUACUCAUUUUUAUAUCUUAUAAUUGAAACUAAAAUGUUUAUAACAGGAAUUA